CGCUCUACCCGCCUCCAAGCCCUUUGCAGGCGCCCUUUACGCCGCGGACACGGGAGAGUUAAGCCAAUAAACACGUAAGCGCCGCUCCCUCCCCAAUCGGCAAGAUGCCUCUCCGGCUCUUGGCUGCAUCGACAGCUUGCAACACUCGGCAUCUUUUCUGGAGGCGCCUCCUUCAGCGGCUGCAGAUGGCAUCCGGCUGCGGGCUUGGGGCUCGCAAUUGAUUCUCGCCCUUGCCCACCUCCGAUCCACGGACGCACCUCUCCCUUCUCCUCCUCCCUCGCGCUCCUGGGUCUAAGCCCAGCUCGCGAUCGCCAGGCGGUGGAAGCAGUCGCGGCGGCCGAGGCUGAGCAGCAGCGCGCUAGCUCCCUGACCUGGGGAGAAGCGCCCACCCGCGAGAGCCGACCUCCGGCUGCCUCCAGCGCCCCCCACCUUUUGCACCCCAAACCGGGGGCUCCCGGGACCCCCCUUCCCAGGCGCCACCAUGCUGGACCCUUCGUCCAGCGAAGAGGAAUCGGAUGAGAUCGUGGAGGAGGAGAGCGGCAAGGAGGUGCUCAGCUCGGCCGCGUCCGGAGCGCGCCUGUCUCCCAGCCGCACCAGCGAAGGCUCGGCCGGGAGCGCCGGGAUGGGGGGCGGCGGCGGCUCUGGGGCCGGGGUGGGCGCAGGCGGCGGCGGGAGCGGCGGCUCGAGCAGCGGCGGCGGGGCCGGGGGGCUGCAGCCCAGCAGCCGAGCAGGCGGCGGCCGGCCCUCCAGCCCCAGCCCGUCGGUGGUGAGCGAGAAGGAGAAGGAAGAGUUAGAGCGGCUGCAGAAGGAGGAGGAGGAGAGGAAGAAGAGGCUGCAGCUCUAUGUGUUCGUGAUGCGCUGUAUCGCCUACCCCUUCAACGCCAAACAGCCCACCGACAUGGCUCGGCGGCAGCAGAAGAUCAGCAAACAGCAGCUGCAGACAGUCAAGGACCGGUUUCAGGCCUUCCUCAAUGGGGAAACGCAGAUUGUGGCUGAUGAAGCCUUCAUGAACGCAGUGCAGAGUUACUAUGAGGUGUUCCUGAAGAGCGACCGUGUGGCCCGCAUGGUGCAGAGUGGGGGCUGCUCGGCCAAUGACUCCCGGGAGGUCUUCAAGAAGCACAUUGAGAAGAGGGUGCGGAGCCUGCCCGAGAUCGACGGCCUCAGCAAGGAGACCGUGCUGAGCUCCUGGAUGGCCAAGUUUGAUGCCAUCUACCGUGGGGAAGAGGACCCCAGGAAACAGCAGGCCCGGAUGACGGCUAGCGCAGCCUCGGAGCUGAUUCUGAGCAAGGAGCAACUCUACGAGAUGUUCCAGAACAUUCUCGGGAUCAAGAAGUUCGAACAUCAGCUCCUGUACAAUGCCUGUCAGCUGGACAAUCCAGAUGAACAGGCAGCCCAGAUCCGAAGAGAGCUGGAUGGACGUCUCCAGAUGGCAGACCAAAUAGCCAGGGAACGCAAAUUUCCCAAGUUCGUAUCCAAAGAAAUGGAGAACAUGUACAUCGAGGAGUUGAAGUCCUCCGUCAACCUGCUCAUGGCCAACCUGGAAAGCAUGCCAGUGUCCAAAGGUGGAGAGUUCAAGCUGCAGAAACUCAAACGCAGCCACAACGCUUCCAUCAUCGACAUGGGCGAGGAGAGUGAGAACCAACUCUCCAAGUCAGAUGUCGUGCUGUCUUUCUCCUUGGAGGUGGUGAUCAUGGAAGUCCAAGGCCUUAAGUCCUUGGCUCCAAAUCGCAUCGUCUACUGCACCAUGGAGGUGGAAGGAGGAGAGAAGCUUCAGACUGACCAGGCCGAGGCUUCCAAACCAACCUGGGGCACCCAGGGUGACUUCUCUACAACCCAUGCUCUGCCCGCUGUGAAGGUGAAGCUGUUCACAGAGAGCACAGGUGUCCUGGCCUUGGAGGACAAGGAGCUCGGGCGGGUUAUUCUCCAUCCCACCCCCAACAGCCCCAAACAGUCCGAGUGGCACAAAAUGACGGUCUCCAAAAACUGCCCCGAUCAAGAUCUUAAAAUCAAACUUGCUGUCCGGAUGGAUAAGCCCCAAAACAUGAAGCACUCUGGGUAUUUAUGGGCCAUCGGUAAGAAUGUCUGGAAGAGAUGGAAGAAAAGGUUUUUUGUGUUGGUGCAGGUUAGUCAGUACACGUUUGCCAUGUGCAGUUAUCGGGAGAAGAAAGCUGAGCCUCAGGAACUGCUACAACUGGAUGGCUACACUGUGGAUUACACCGACCCCCAGCCAGGUUUGGAAGGUGGCCGAGCCUUCUUCAAUGCAGUCAAAGAAGGAGACACGGUGAUAUUUGCAAGUGAUGAUGAGCAGGAUCGCAUCCUGUGGGUCCAGGCUAUGUACCGGGCCACUGGACAGUCACACAAACCUGUGCCCCCAACCCAAGUCCAGAAGCUCAACGCCAAGGGUGGGAACGUACCUCAGCUGGAUGCCCCCAUCUCGCAAUUCUCUGGACUAAAGGACGCAGAUAGAGCCCAAAAGCAUGGCAUGGAUGAAUUUAUCUCUUCCAACCCCUGUAACUUUGACCACGCUUCCCUCUUUGAGAUGGUACAGCGCCUUACUUUGGAUCACAGACUUAAUGAUUCCUAUUCUUGCCUGGGCUGGUUCAGUCCUGGCCAGGUGUUCGUAUUAGACGAGUAUUGCGCCCGAAAUGGAGUGCGAGGGUGUCACCGGCAUCUCUGCUACCUCAGAGACCUGCUUGAACGGGCGGAAAAUGGCGCCAUGAUUGACCCCACCCUUCUUCACUACAGCUUUGCCUUCUGUGCAUCCCAUGUCCACGGGAACAGGCCUGAUGGAAUCGGAACUGUGACUGUUGAAGAAAAGGAGCGCUUUGAAGAAAUCAAAGAGAGACUCCGAGUUCUGCUGGAAAAUCAGAUCACACACUUUAGGUAUUGCUUUCCAUUUGGUCGGCCUGAAGGUGCUUUAAAAGCUACUCUCUCACUCUUGGAAAGGGUUUUGAUGAAAGAUAUUGUUACCCCAGUGCCACAAGAGGAGGUAAAAACAGUCAUCCGUAAAUGUCUAGAGCAGGCAGCUCUAGUCAACUACUCGCGCCUGUCUGAAUAUGCCAAAAUUGAAGGGAAAAAGAGAGAAAUGUAUGAGCAUCCUGUCUUCUGCUUGGCCUCCCAAGUGAUGGAUUUAACCAUUCGUCCCCCGCCACCUCCUGGGCCUCCUCCUCCACCCACCCAAACGCAGACCAGCAUGUUAUAUCAGAGGCUCAAAGGCAUGCCUAAGCCGACAUCAAAAAAUGUAGGCCGGUUAAUCACUCCUGCCAAAAAGCUCGAAGACACAAUACGUCUGGCUGAACUAGUCAUUGAAGUCCUUCAACAAAAUGAGGAACACCACGCAGAGGGAAAAGAGCCACAUGUUGAUAAAGGAGAAGCCUUUGCAUGGUGGUCGGACUUAAUGGUGGAGCAUGCGGAGACGUUCCUGUCCCUCUUUGCGGUGGACAUGGAUGCAGCGUUAGAAGUGCAACCCCCAGACACAUGGGACAGUUUUCCGCUGUUUCAGCUACUGAAUGAUUUUCUCCGGACAGACUAUAAUUUGUGCAAUGGAAAAUUCCACAAACACCUGCAAGACCUGUUUGCCCCUCUUGUUGUUAGAUAUGUGGAUUUGAUGGAGUCCUCAAUUGCACAAUCCAUUCACAGGGGCUUUGAGCGGGAGUCAUGGGAACCAGUCAAGAGUUUAACCAGUAACCUACCCAAUGUGAACCUACCCAAUGUGAACCUUCCCAAAGUACCAAAUCUACCAGUUAACAUCCCUCUAGGCAUCCCACAAAUGCCUACUUUUUCGGCACCGUCAUGGAUGGCUGCUAUAUAUGAUGCUGAUAAUGGAUCAGGCACCUCGGAAGAUCUGUUCUGGAAACUCGAUGCACUUCAGACCUUCAUCCGGGACCUGCACUGGCCCGAGGAAGAAUUUGGAAAGCAUCUAGAACAGCGACUGAAAUUGAUGGCAAGUGACAUGAUUGAGUCCUGUGUCAAAAGAACCAGGAUUGCAUUUGAAGUUAAGCUGCAAAAAACCAGUCGAUCAACAGAUUUUCGAGUCCCACAGUCAAUAUGCACCAUGUUUAAUGUUAUGGUUGAUGCCAAAGCUCAAUCAACAAAACUUUGCAGCAUGGAAAUGGGCCAAGAGCAUCAAUACCAUUCAAAAAUAGACGAACUAAUCGAAGAAACAGUUAAGGAAAUGAUAACACUCUUGGUCGCAAAGUUCGUUACUAUCUUGGAAGGAGUCCUGGCAAAAUUAUCCAGAUACGAUGAAGGGACUUUGUUUUCUUCUUUUCUGUCAUUUACCGUGAAAGCAGCUUCCAAAUAUGUGGACGUACCUAAACCUGGAAUGGAUGUGGCCGACGCCUACGUGACUUUCGUCCGCCACUCUCAGGAUGUCCUGCGUGAUAAGGUCAAUGAGGAGAUGUAUAUAGAAAGGUUAUUUGAUCAAUGGUACAACAGCUCCAUGAACGUCAUCUGCACCUGGUUGACGGAUCGGAUGGACCUACAGCUUCACAUAUAUCAGUUGAAAACACUAAUUAGGAUGGUAAAGAAAACCUAUAGAGAUUUCCGAUUGCAAGGGGUCCUGGAUUCCACCUUAAACAGCAAGACCUAUGAGACCAUCCGGAACCGACUCACCGUGGAGGAAGCCACGGCAUCCGUGAGCGAGGGUGGGGGCCUGCAAGGGAUCAGCAUGAAGGACAGCGAUGAGGAAGAUGAAGAAGAUGAUUAGACCUUUGGUCCUCGAUUCCACUGGGACAGAGUCCUGUAAUCAAUGCAUGUCCUUAGUCUGUUAGUUAACUCCAUUAGGGAAUUUUCUGUCAACUACCAUGCCCAUGAGAUGUUUACCAAUACAACUGCCAUUUUAGCUACGUGGUACCGAGAUUAGCAAAUGACCUUUGAAUCCAUUGGUUUCCUUAUUUCCACGUCUAUAUGUUUACAAGCAAUAUGGCGCACCAUUCUGGAAAAACCGUUCAUGGAGAAUACAUAGUCCAACUGCUAAGUGGGUCUCUGUUAUCAGCGAAAUGAAACGAAGCUUCAUUCACGAACUGUAGAUAUUGACAAUAAAUGGAGAUGAGGGUGAGGAUGCUGGGGACUUUCAUUUCUUUGUUUCAUGUAUGUAGAGGUUGGUUAUUUAAAUGAGUACAUGAAUAAUUUAAGCACAUAGAUCUGCUUUGUUUUUUUUGGUUCUGUUUUUGUUUUUAAAUAAACCAAAGGCCAGGUCCCAAUAGCCAACUUUUGGUUCUUUCUGUUCCCCUAAAACUAAAAAAAAAAAAAAAAGUUUUUUUAAAAAAAUGGAAUCCUAGCAUCCUUGUUGGCCAUAAAAGGCGACGAACCGGCAGAUUAAUUCUCUCAAUUGCCACGGCAAGGGGGCAAUCCCAUCAUGACUUAGCAUCAAGCACAGUUCAGAGCAACUGUCUUCUGUCAAGGUUUAUCAUCCUAAAUGUUAACUUUUGGCUUUUAUGUUUCAAUAAUUGUGUAUGUAAAAAAAAAAAAAAAGAAUAUUUAAAUUCCAACCCUAGACUAUAAAUGUGUUUAUAAUAAGAUGUGGAUAUUUCCCUCUGUAGACUGUAACCAUAAUUUAAAUUAUUUUGUUCCACGCUGUUUUUUAUAUCCGUCAUGUACAUUGCGUUUCGAUCUGUAACUGCACGACCCUGAGGUCUGCGGCAGACCUCCCUCUUCCUGUGUAAAGUAGUGGAUCCAUCUUGCUUUUGCCUUAUCUAAAGCCUACAGUUAGGAAAGUGUGGGAAACUGUGGUUUCUCAAUAAAUAACUACUCAAAUGUC
Messenger RNA from Sciurus carolinensis (gray squirrel), 5761 nucleotides. RefSeq names its product calcium dependent secretion activator (gene Cadps). Bases 482 to 4708 code for a protein of 1408 amino acids. Gene Ontology annotation, cellular component: glutamatergic synapse. The transcript has 33 exons. Gene Ontology annotation, biological process: dense core granule exocytosis; positive regulation of exocytosis; synaptic vesicle exocytosis. The record is from RefSeq and is a predicted model, not a curated record. NCBI's taxonomy places the organism in Eukaryota, Metazoa, Chordata, Mammalia, Rodentia, Sciuridae.